UCCCUUUCGAUUUUCUUCUCUCCCAUAUUUGGGGCUUUCUCCCAAAACCUCUCCACUCUCAUCCGAUUAGGGUUUGACAGUCAUGGCGAAUCGCACCGAUCCACUGGCAAAGAGCAUUAGGGGAACGAACCCACAGAAUCUGGUGGAGAAAAUUCUCAGGUCCAAAAUAUACCAAAACACCUACUGGAAAGAACAAUGUUUCGGGUUGACAGCAGAAACCCUAGUCGACAAAGCCAUGGAACUCGAUCACCUCGGUGGUACAUUCGGCGGCAAUCGAAAACCCACACCCUUUAUAUGCCUUGUGAUGAAGAUGCUCCAAAUCCAGCCUGAAAAAGACAUAGUUGUGGAGUUCAUAAAAAACGAAGAUUACAAGUAUGUUCGUGCUCUUGGGGCUUUUUAUUUGCGGAUUACGGGUACAGAUAUCGAUAUUUAUCGAUACCUUGAGCCUCUCUACAAUGAUUAUCGGAAGCUCAGACGUAAAUUAGCUGAUGGGCAGUAUGCACUGACACACGUGGAUGAGUAUAUUGACGAGCUUCUGACGACAGAUUACUCUUGUGAUAUUGCUUUGCCUCGCAUCAAGAAAAGAUCGCAAUUGGAACAUAAUGGACAGCUGGAACCUCGGAGAAGUGCGUUGGAAGAUGACUUUGAAGAGGAAGAGGAAAAGGAUGAGGAUGAACCACUUGCCACUGGAUUAGAUGAUGAGCAUGAAAAGGAUUACUAUCGUGGGGGAAGUCCAACUAGGGAAAGAGAUCGGGAUAGAAGACGAGAUAGUCACAGAUACAGGGAUCGUGACUAUGAUAGAGAUCGAGAUUAUGAUAGAGACUAUGACAGAGAUCGUGAUUAUGACAGGGAACGUGGCAGACGUGACAGGGAUAGAGACAGGGACCGUCAUCGCCUCAGAGACGAUAAGGACUAUGGUCGAGAGAGGGAUCGAGAAAGGGACAGGGAGGCCAGAGAACGUGAUAGACGUGACCGUGAGCGUGGUCGACACAGGAGUUAUUCUAGGAGCAGAAGUAGAAGCAGAGACCGUAAAGACCGUGAUGAUGAUCGUCGUAAAAGGCAUGCUCGCGGCAGUGCUAGUCCUGCUCGGGAUGAACCCAAGAAGAAGAAGGAGAAGAAGGAGAAGAAAGAAAAGAAAGAUGAUGGAACAGAUCAUCCAGAUCCAGAGAUAGCAGAAGCCAACAGGCUUAGGGCGUCGCUUGGGUUAAAGCCUUUGAAGCUAUGACCAUGUACAUCUGCGAUUGUAGUUCUCAAUAUGUUUUGCUGAUGUGUGGUCUUUAGGCCUUGUAGCACCUUUACUUUAUUUCUUUUGCUCCUUUUUGGUGUGUACUAAUCUACUAUUGGAAGCUGCAGCUGCAGUUUUGUCUCGUAGUUCCUCUAGUAUCAUUAGCUGAUGCUACAAAGUCCCAACAAAAUAAUAUCAUUUGAGUUCUGUUGAUGAUC
Nicotiana tabacum (common tobacco) is the source of this 1443-nucleotide messenger RNA. RefSeq names its product pre-mRNA-splicing factor 38. The record is from RefSeq and is a predicted model, not a curated record. Lineage: Eukaryota; Viridiplantae; Streptophyta; Magnoliopsida; Solanales; Solanaceae.